AUGGAUGAUGGUAAUGGGUUUAUAAGAUGCGGGCUUGCUUGUCACAUGACAGUUUGUGAACUAAUGGGACAACCACCAAAGAAGAAGUUAACUAAGAAAGAAAAGGCUCGUUUAGAGGCCGAACAGGCUGAAUUAUUGCGCAUAGAAAUGGAACGAGAAAAAUUGAAAAAGGUGGAAGAGGCUCGUCAUAAGCGGAAAGUUGAACGUGAACAAGCUAAACGGCGCCUGCAAUUGGAAAUACAGGAAAAUAGGGAAAGACGGACACAGCUUAAGGAAAGUAUUGCAUUUUUUGAGCAAAUUCAACAAACAAUCGAUGCCAUUAGAUCGGUGGACAAUGAACAAAACGAUUGGGAGAAGUAUAUGCGUUGCAAUGGAUUACCGAACACAAAUUGUCCCGGUGACUUGCGUAAGUACAUACAUCAAUGGCAAAGUGAUAUUGAAAAAAGAAAGCGUGAAGCACGUAAUUGGCUCUUGCGGACCGACGAAAGAUCCCUAUUAACCCAAGACAUUGGCGCUGCAGACUUGACUAAAGCCACGCUCCGGAAACAGCAAGGAAAUGCAGGCGAUAUUUAUGCCGCCAGAACCAAAGAAGUAUUAGGGAUUUUAAAGGAACUUGAUGACUCUCUAAAGGAUAAAAAGAAACCCUCUUACAUUUAUAAUGAUUUGGAGAAAUUGAAAACUGAAAUACGGGUAUUCCUUAAAGAUUACUUAGAUGAUUUCACCUACAAGAUUAUGUCGCAUAUAGAACGUGAUAUGGAACUUGAUCGCCUGGCAGUGUCCAAACAUGUUUAUACAUCAGAGGUUUUUAAAAAUUUCCUUUGGACCUUUUCCAAAGAUGCUCAAAUUUCGUUGAAUUCAAAGUCACGCAUAGGUGAUCAAAAUCAACACAAUGAAAUUGAUUUUCCAAUAAUGGAAAUGCAAUUAUCUUUGCCUCCAACGGUGUCACUCUACGAUUCAGCUCUGAGAGGAUUAUGGUUAAACUAUGAUCAUCUUAGCGAUUAUUGUCCAAGUUUUACUCUAAAGAAACCAAGGCCUGAUAACAUAAAUAUAUUAACUCAAACCAAAAGAGAAUGGCGCAAACGUAAAGAGAUUUUGCAAGAAAUGUUAGCCGAAUUUGAUAAAGAAGUGCCUCUCUCCGAAUUGGAGCAAUAUGAAGUAGAAAAAAAUAUAUUAGAAAAAGAGAAACGCAAAGAUGUUGACAAAUUGUAUUUGGAAUACGAAGAUGAAAUAAAUAAGCUUCGAAGAAGAGCAAUAGGUCCAGAAGCCUACAAUCUACUCGAUACCGAUGUGAAUUUAAGAAAGUAUCGUAUUAUUGGUGGCGUAUAUUGUCUCGAUUAUUUAGAGACACCACGACAGGAUAAACAAUUAAAUGCACGUUCAUUUAUAAGGAUAAUUGUAACACCUAAUAAACUGAGUCAUAAGAUUUAUUAUCAAACCUAUAAGCCACCACCCGCACCUCAACCCGGUGUAAGGCGCCUUCCCGAAGAAAUUGAAACUGAAAUGCGUAUGAUUGAGAAAGCCUUAGAUAAGUUAGCUUUAGUUACCGUACAAUUACCCGAAAGUGUUAUUUGGUUUGAACCGCCAAUUGUCUGUCGCUGGGAGACGCGUUUGGAAACUUUAGAAUCUGAUUUAACAGAGGGCAUUAAAAAGGCAACCUCUCACACUUCAAGCGGCAGCCAAGACGGGUGCACACCUCUAUCAUCGACUACCACAAAUCCUAGUCCUUUGAAAAGUCUCUCACCUCGUUUGCCGACCUCUAAGUUACAUAAACGAAGCUCGCAAAAAUCUUCACGAUUGCCUACGAAAGAAGUUAGGGAUUUCGACUUACACAACAUACCCGAAAAUAUUGAUAUGUUAAGUUUAUUGCAUGACUUUGUUAUACCAAGACUACCAUCAGGUUUCACAAUACGCUUAGACAAGAGAGUUAAAGGACAAGAGCAUAAACAAAAAUAUAUUUUUAAGCGUAAAAAACUGAAAAAAGCUAAACUACCACCGAGACUAUUGUUUCUAGCAAGACUUGACGAAACCAACAAUGCAACGUUUUUGCCAUCAGUAGACAAUAAGACAAUGGUCGAUGAUAUAACCGUCAGUCAGCAACAAUUGCAUAUAACACGUAUAACAAAGAAUUUUCUUGAUUUAGAUGAGCCUCGAGAGUUUUUUGUUCAACCACAUAUCAGAAAAGUAUUAAAAAUACAACAACAAACACUGUCAUUGUCAUUACCAACAACAUCACAACGGCAAUUGCUGCCCGAGGUAUCAACAAGGAAAGCACGAGAUCAAGCAAAUAAAUUGCUUUCAAAUACAAUGGAUUUGAGGAAAGAGCCUUUAAACAAGCUGACUAAGUUCAAUAAUGGCGGAUUACAAUGCGAUGAUAGCAUAACUGGUCUUAUGGGCAAUGGUAACAAAGGACAUGAACAAAACGAUUCAAGACAUUCGGUAUUACCAAGACAAGAUGCAGGAUUAGCCAAAGAGUAUAUGUUCUCGCAGUUGAUUGAGGACUUGGAUCGUUUAUGUGAAUUGCAAAUGCCGCUACAAGGGGAAUUGUUGCAAGAAAUUUCAGCAAAUCUAAUGGAAAAUAAUUUUCGUUGUUUGCACGACGCGAACGAAGUUGAAGAGAAAAUUGAAAAUAACGGUAAACGUACUGAACCAACAACUAUGGUAGAGGCAUUAAAAUCCGAACAAGACUUUGAAUUGACGGAUCAGCUGGAGCAGCAACAGCAACAGCCAUCACCAACAUUUGCCCAUUAUUCAAAUAUAGCUUUAAUACGUGAGACAGACCUAAGCGAGGGUAACAAUACAUAUGAAAGGGAAAACGAACAAAAAGAGAAUGUGUUAGAAUAUGCUGAUAGUAGUAGUACAGAUGAUGACGAAGACGAUUACGACGGCGAGGAAUGGUACUAUAAUGCCCUAGUAGAUAACGAAGCCAAAGCAGAGGAAGAAAAUUUUACACAACGCAGCUUAGAAGGUGUUGCUGAAGGCAGUGGGCCAGCAAGUGUUUAUGAUUAUUUAAGCAAACACAGUCAAAGCGAUAGUGAUAGUACAAGCGCUACUAUAGACGGCAAAAAAUUCAAAUUAACGAGUCCGGCCACCUUCACUCAUGGCAAAUGGAGUAUACGUGAUGUACAUGAUACAAAAUUCAAUGAGGACAAACUGUCAAUACAAUUUCGUACUGGACGUCUAGGAACGUUCGGUUUUGCCUUAAAUCGUUACAGCAAUAUGCCAUAUCAGACAUGGGAAUUGAAACCGGAUUUCAAAAAUUUUGAUACCAUACUGUUCAGUUUUACUGCGUCACUAGUGAGCGUGGAUAUGACGAUUACAGAGGACGGUUAUAGCGUUAACAAUUUUCAAGGUGGCUCAACUGAAAGUAUUAGCGAAAUGGUGGGGAAAACAUUACCAUUGGACGUAAUAAAGCAAAUUUUAAUACAAUCCGGUGUUGAUAUAUUUCCUGAGGAGGACACAUUCUGCUAUACGGAAGGAUCAUGCGAAAAGAAUUACAUAAUGGAGAUGCAUUUAUAUGCGUGUAUGUCAACAUUAGCAUUAUCACAUAAUUUCAGUUGGUCGCGUUGGAAUCUCUUGGCCGGCAGUCGUACAGCUGUCUUGUUAAUGCGUGAACUAAUCGAGGGCAAAAAGAUGCCAAAUCAUUCAACUCUCCUGGUGACGCCUUUGAAAACGGCAAUCAUUGAUUGCACUGAAGUAUCAGCGAGUUUUAAUUCAUUGGGCAUACCUGGCAUGGAAUAUUAUGCUGAUUUAUAUCAAUUAGCUAAAGUGCAUGCUCAUCCAUCCAGUUGGGAAAAACAACACCGAAUGAAUCCUGUCUUACGCGAUAAUGUAACGACGCUAUUAAUGGCUAUAAGGCCUUUAAGUUUUUGUUGA
Glossina fuscipes is the source of this 3873-nucleotide messenger RNA. RefSeq names its product dynein intermediate chain CFAP94, axonemal. The transcript has 15 exons. The record is from RefSeq and is a predicted model, not a curated record. Lineage: Eukaryota; Metazoa; Arthropoda; Insecta; Diptera; Glossinidae. Gene Ontology annotation, molecular function: beta-tubulin binding; microtubule binding. Bases 1 to 3873 code for a protein of 1290 amino acids.